CCGUCGCUGCACUACUAAAGACAUGACCCAAGGAGUGCGUCUCGCGUUGAAACACUCCAGCCAAUAAUUUCAACGCCACACACCACAAGCACUCCACGUCGGAUCUUUUUUCUCUCUUUUUUCCCGCUGUUACACGUUUUAUUUUCCCUUCUGCCCCUGUUUGUCUCGUCCUCCUUUGCACUGGAUCUUUCGUGCAAGAAGAUGUGUGUGGAGAGCGAUGGAUGCGAGAUCGAGGGCUGCAGCAGUUCGGAUGAGGUGCAGACGCUCUCCGGCAGCAUGAGUCCCGCUCUGAAAUCCACCGCGGAACUCCACCCCUGCAAGCCCGGACACAAAUUCCGCGCUGCGCUGAUGAGAUGCCGGACCCCGACCGCUGCCGCCGGGAUCCUGAGCUUCGGGAACGUCCUGAAUUACAUGGAUAGAUGCACCGUAGCCGGCGUUCUGCUCGACAUACAGCGCCACUUCGACGUAUCGGACAGUAGGAUCGGCUUGCUGCAGACAGUCUUCAUCUGCAGUUUCAUGGUGGCAGCUCCCAUCUUCGGUUACCUUGGCGACCGCUUUAACAGAAAGGUCAUCCUGAGCUGUGGCAUUUUCUUCUGGUCCAUUGUGACGCUGUCCAGCUCCUUCAUCAGCAAAGAGUACUACUGGCUCUUUGUCCUCUCCCGAGGCCUGGUGGGGAUCGGGGAGUCCAGCUACUCGUCCAUCUCGCCCACCAUCAUCGGAGACCUGUUCACCAACAACAGCCGAACCAUGAUGCUGUCUAUCUUCUACCUGGCCAUUCCCCUGGGGAGCGGCCUGGGCUACAUCCUGGGCUCUGGAGCUAAGGAGGCAGCUGGAGACUGGCACUGGGCGCUCAGGGUGUCCCCCCUGCUGGGCAUCACGGCGGGGGCUCUGAUCCUGCUCUUUGUCCCGGAGCCCAAGAGAGGCAGCGCCGACCAGGGUGGCCGCGUCAAGGCCCGCUCCUCCUGGUGCUGCGACAUGAAGGCCCUGGCCAAGAACCGGAGCUACGUGUGCUCGUCUCUGGCCUCGGCGGCCGUCUCCUUCGCCACCGGGGCGUUCGGCAUGUGGAUCCCUUUGUACCUGUACCGCGCCCAGGUGGUCCAGAAGACCGCCGAGGUCUGCUCUAAAGACAUAUGCAGCAGCAAAGACAGUUACUUGUACUCCAGCCUGAUCUUCGGCGCCAUCACCGUGGUGACGGGGCUGCUGGGCGUGGCCAUCGGCCUGGCGGCCACGCGCCUCUGCAGGCAGCGCACGGAGCGAGCGGACCCCCUGGUGUGUGCCGUCAGCAUGCUGGGCUCGGCCAUCUUCAUCUGCCUCAUCUUCGUGGUGGCCAAGAAGAGCAUCGUGGGGGCUUACGUGUGUAUCUUCAUAGGGGAAACGCUGCUGUUCCUCAACUGGGCCAUCACGGCGGACAUUUUGAUGUUUGUGGUGAUCCCGACGCGGAGGGCUACAGCCGUCGCCUUCCAGAGCUUCACCUCCCACCUGCUGGGCGACGCGGGCAGCCCCUACCUCAUCGGCCUGAUUUCGGACGCCCUCCAGCAGAGCUACGCCACCUCGGUGCUGUGGCAGUUCCUCAGCCUGGGCUACGCCCUGAUGCUGUGCCCCUUCGUCAUCGUGCUGGGGGGGAUGUUCUUCCUGGCCACCGCCCUCUUCUUCCUGGAUGAUCGGGAGAAGGCUGAGAAACAGUUGAGCCUGAUGACCCGGCCUCCCUCCACUGUCACGGUAUGACCAGGUGUCGACGGAGACGACCUUCCAGUGGGGUGACACAGCUCUUGGGGGGCAGGAAACAAACAACCAGCUAUGAACGGAAAAUGAAGACCCC
Molecule: messenger RNA, 1819 nt
Organism: Gadus chalcogrammus (walleye pollock)
Lineage: Eukaryota; Metazoa; Chordata; Actinopteri; Gadiformes; Gadidae
Gene: spns2
Product: SPNS lysolipid transporter 2, sphingosine-1-phosphate
Exons: 13
Coding region: 202-1725 (507 amino acids)
Biological process (GO): sphingosine-1-phosphate receptor signaling pathway; transmembrane transport; lipid transport
Cellular component (GO): membrane
Molecular function (GO): sphingolipid intramembrane carrier activity; transmembrane transporter activity
Source: RefSeq, a predicted model, not a curated record